Molecule: messenger RNA, 2553 nt
Organism: Patiria miniata (bat star)
Lineage: Eukaryota; Metazoa; Echinodermata; Asteroidea; Valvatida; Asterinidae
Product: acid-sensing ion channel 1A-like
Exons: 8
Coding region: 122-1657 (511 amino acids)
Biological process (GO): sodium ion transmembrane transport
Cellular component (GO): membrane
Molecular function (GO): ligand-gated sodium channel activity
Source: RefSeq, a predicted model, not a curated record
AAUAAAACCUCCAUACAGAUAGUGAACCUGACAAGAAAUUUUUUUACCCGACCAAAUGGAAAGUAUUGCUUGUUUUGACACUUGACACCUCUUUCAUCUGUGUUGAUCGUCAAAUUAAAUCAUGGACGCUUGGUAUGACGCUAAGGACACAACGCCAGUGAUCCUGAAGAUCAAGUACCAGCACGCGCAAGGCGGUGCUGACUGUUCAAACAGCUCUGCUCUCCCUCAAGGCUCUGCCAUGGGCUCGGUAUUGUCAUCGGUUGGUGUCCAAGACCAGAUGACGAGGCCUACGGCACAAGGAGGAGAGACAUUCGCGGUGAGAUUAACGGAGUUUGGGGAUGCCACCACGUACCACGGGCUCCGCUAUGUCAUCAAUAACAAAUACUCACGUUUUCGAAGAUUUGUGUGGCUCCUCGUGGUCCUAGGAAUGGCGACCUGGCUGGUGGUGAACAUCAUUAAACUGACGCUCUUGAUGCUCCAGCAUCCGGAGUCCAGCUCCAUUUCUCUCAACUACGUGCCUACGAUCGCCUUCCCAGCCGUCACCAUCUGCAACAUCAAUCUCCUACGGAGCAAUGCCCUGAAUGAGUCUGUCCUCAAGACUCUAGCCGAAAUCUACGAUCCGGUAACCGAUUAUCACCAAGAGGGCACUGGGGUUGAUUUCGGUCCUGUGGACGCCUUGUACCACUACCCCAACGGGAGCGACUCGACGGAGACCAUCUUCAGUGCCUCGCAUCAGAUCGAGGACAUGUUGGAUCGAUGUAAGUGGAGGCAUGAAAAGUGCUCCCCAGCCAACUUCACGCAGCGUCUGACCGACCACGGUGUGUGCUACACCUUUAACGACCCUCCGGACGAGAGAGAUGUGCUGCAAGUCUCGAACCCUGGAAGUAGUAACGGGCUCUACAUGAGGUUGAACAUCGAGCAGGAUCUGUACACCUAUGGAGAGAGCACAUCGGCUGGCAUGAAAGUCAUGCUACAUAAACAGGGCGAGUUCCCCAUCGUCAAGGAAUUUGCGUUGUCUUUGACUCCAGGCUACGAAAUCUCUAUUGCUGUGCGAAAGCAGAUGGUGAAGAGCCUAAAAGCACCGUUCAAGUCUAAUUGUACGACCUCCAGCCACCUGAGAGAGUUCCCCUACAAAUAUUCCGUACCGGCUUGUCAUUUUGAGUGUAUGGUUCGAUUCGUUGUCGACCACUGCGGAUGCCGUGACUACAGGUGGCCAGUCAAAGCACCAAUAUGCUCCGUUGAAAAGCAAGUGACGUGCGUCUACCAAUACGAAGAUGAGUUUGUGUGGGACAGCGAUAAGUGCAGCUGUCAGAUGUCUUGUGAAACCUUGACCUACGAAAGCACAAUGUCGCAGUCAUUCUGGCCGGCUAAACAAAUUGACCGAGAUUUGCGAGAGAAAUACGGCUUUUCCCGAGAUUUUAUCAGGGAAAACUAUAUGGAGGUGUACGUUUUCAUGGAGGAAAUAAUGUAUAUGGAAAUCCAGCAACAGGAAGCUUACACGCUGGAACACUUCGAGGGUGACAUCGGCGGCUACAUGGGUCUACUAUGCGGUAUGAGCCUGAUCACUCUAGUCGAAUGGCUAGAUUUCAUCGUCAUUACCCUGUACAAGAGGUUUGGUUGCUCGAAAAGGAACAGGUCUGGUGAUAGCAAAGCUUGAAAGGGAACAUUGUACGAGAAUGACAGUCAUCGAGUUUUGAUAUACAUGUAGACAAAUACGUAAAGCAAAAACACAAAAUAGUCUUUGCUGACAUCUUAAUCAAAAUUUGUAAUUGUUUGCGUCACAUCACAAAUUUGGAAGUGGUUGAGCAGUAAACCCGUACGUGCUCACAUCUGGGCGAAAAAAAUUACAUGUACAUAUUAACACGAUGCUUAUAAUGCAUGCAGUCUGUAGACUUCUAAUCUGUUGAUUAAAAAGGACCAUAGUUCAUCAAUUAGGGAUAACGAAGUAAUAUUUACUGAUUGGGAGAAUGGCAGAGCACAUCUGUCAAUAAAAUAGAUGCGGGUCAACGGUCCUCCAAUCACAUCCAUAAAGCGGAGGGUAAGUUACGAUAGAAACCCAGAAUGCUGACCGCUCAUCGCUGAGGGGAACGCGCGCGAAUAUUGAUGGUGAUGAUGCUGAUACCAAUUAAAUAAAUAAGCCAUGAGUCGGCAUUUCAAAGAACCUGUGUUACAGUGAAAUAUCUGAUCUAGAAACAGCAAUGUUGACGUAAAUGUAGAGUAAAACCACAAUAUAAUGACCUCAAUUGGAAUUAAGUCUUCGGUAAGACAAUCACCCAUGCCACAGUGAUACUUUCGCAUCUUUAAGAAACUACACAGACGGACGAAACUGCAUUCAACAUUUUGAGACAUACAGAAAACAAUCUACUGGACGCACUUCGGAUGUCGAAUAACAGCAUGAUAAAUAAGCCCCGUGCCAAAGCAAACCACCGAAAAUGUCAAGAUGGUACGAGACGAUUUCCUGCAAGACUAUGAUGAAGAAGAGGAAAUCAGUUAAAGAUUACUCUGAGUUGGAGCAGAUAAAAGUUUGCAAUAGCGAAUAAGCAAGAUUCUACG